Cajanus cajan (pigeon pea) is the source of this 1771-nucleotide messenger RNA. Its product is annotated as cyclin-A3-4. The record is from RefSeq and is a predicted model, not a curated record. Gene Ontology annotation, molecular function: cyclin-dependent protein serine/threonine kinase regulator activity. NCBI's taxonomy places the organism in Eukaryota, Viridiplantae, Streptophyta, Magnoliopsida, Fabales, Fabaceae. Gene Ontology annotation, biological process: mitotic cell cycle phase transition.
ACAGAAUCCAAGAAACAUAAUAGACAACAAUAACUCAUUCAGAGGGUGCAAAUGCCCAAGGUUUCCCCCAAAUCCCAAAAUGUACUUCACUGCGAGCGGGAACCACAGCCACCGCAAAAUUUUCAAACCACUUUCUUCUUCUUCACUGCGCCUUUAAUACUCCCACACCCAUCGUUUCAACUUCUGGGUUCUCAUUAUAAACCCUAAUCCCUUCUCAUUCUUUCCAUCGCCCUUCUAAUUCCGAUUCCCAAUGGCAGAAGCAGCCACCAACGCUCGUCCCCAACGCGAAGCCAAGAAGAGAGCCGCAGCUGCAAUAUGCGAAUUGCAAACCGCCACUAAGAAGAAACGCGUCGUUUUGGGAGACCUCACCAAUGUCUCCAACGCGGUCGCCGCACCGGAGCAACGUGUUUCGAAGAUUCAAAAACAGGAAAAAGUGAAAGUAGAGAAAACGACGCCGUUGGAAGCCACGCCGGAGAGCACAGACGACAGAACCGACCCUCAAUUGUGUAUACCUUACGCUUCGGAUAUACUCGAAUACCUUCGCAGCUUGGAGAUGGAUUUUCGAAAGAGACCUUUGCCUGACUACAUACAGAAGAUUCAAAGAGAUGUUAAUUCUAGUAUGCGAAGUGUGUUGGUUGAUUGGUUGGUGGAAGUUGCUGAGGAAUAUAAACUUGUGUCGGACACUCUGUAUUUAUGUAUUGCUUAUAUUGAUAGAUUCUUGUCGUUGAAUGCUUUGUCCAGACAAAGACUGCAAUUGCUUGGGGUUGCUGCCAUGCUUGUUGCUUCUAGGAAAUAUGAAGAGAUUAAGCCGCCUGAGAUUGAGGACUUUUGUUACAUUACGGAUAACACAUACUCUAAGGAGGAGGUUGUCACCAUGGAAGCUGAUAUAUUGAAGGCUUUAAAGUUUGAAUUGGGUGGACCUACGGUGAAGACAUUUUUAAGGAGAUUCUCUAGAGUUGGUCAAGAGGGUGUUGAUGCUUCUGAUCUCCAUUUUGAGUUCCUUAGCUGCUAUCUUGCCGAGCUCAGUUUGUUGGAUUACAAUUGUGUAAAGUUCUUGCCAUCUAUGGUGGCUGCAUCUGUUAUAUUUUUAGCCAGAUUUAUUUUAAGGCCAAAGACACAUCCUUGGAAUUCAGGGCUCCAUCAACUCACUAGAUACAAAUCUGCUGACUUGAAGGAAUGUGUUCAAAACGUACAUGACUUGUACCUCAGUAGGAAAGGGGGUUCUUUGCAAGCUGUGAGAGAGAAAUACAAACAACAUAAGUUUAAGUGUGUGGCAACAACACCAUCUCCUCCCGAGAUACCUCUUUCUUAUUUUGAAUAUUCAGGGACAGAUUCUUAGGCAAUUUUAGCUUUGGAUAUUUUUGCUAUGGCUUUGGUUUCAACUAUUGGCAGAAAAGUGUUUCCUAACACCAAAUAUGAGAGUUUCAGACUAAUGGCACUUGCUGCUGAUGCUUAUAGAGGGUGCUUGCAGUGAAUCGCAGUGACACUCAAUAUAUCUAUGCUGGCCACACUGACUUAGUGAUCAAACUUGGGUAAAUUGAGAUAACUCCCAUUCGUUGAGAAUUAGGUUCUUUUUUGACAGUUAGAAGUUCUUUGUAAGAAUUCCUUCAAGGAUUUGCCAUUUCUAUGUAUAGGGGAGUGCUAUUCGUUUUCAUUGGAGUUGUUCCAUUCUAAGCUACUAAGAUGUCCAACUUUAAUGUUCAGAAAUCAAUUUUUUCAGCAGUAAACAAGUGCCGUAUUGAGUAAUAGAAUAGAAUUGGUUAUUUGUGCU